Triticum urartu is the source of this 1244-nucleotide messenger RNA. Its product is annotated as Photosystem II reaction center PsbP family protein. Gene Ontology annotation, molecular function: calcium ion binding. Gene Ontology annotation, cellular component: extrinsic component of membrane; photosystem II; photosystem II oxygen evolving complex. Lineage: Eukaryota; Viridiplantae; Streptophyta; Magnoliopsida; Poales; Poaceae. Gene Ontology annotation, biological process: photosynthesis. The record is from RefSeq and is a predicted model, not a curated record.
AUGCAGGUUCUCCCGAAAAAAAUACAGGCGUUUCUUAAAAAAAACGCGCCCGAGACUGGACGUGCAACGAGGAGGACGACGAGCCACAAUUCCCACACGGCAGCCGGCCACCAAGCAAAAAUAUCCUCUGAAAACCAAGCGAACCUGCAGUUGCAGCCGAGCAAUCACAGAGCGUCGUCGACCACCAUCGAGCCGUACUCCAUGGCUGCCGUGACCACCGCCUCCCUCUGCCCCGGCCUCGGCAAGCCCCGCCAAGGCCACGCGAAGCCGCCGAGAACGACGGUCUGCCAUUGCCUCCCUGCUCGGAGGGCGGAGGAGGGGGUGAAUCGGCGGGACGCCCUGCUCGGCGUCCUCCUCUCCGCCACCGCCGCGUCGUCGGCGCCGCUGCUCGUCCCCGCCGAGGCCUUCGCCGAGACCGCCGAGGCGCAGGAGGGGUUCACCGCGUACGAGGACGAGGCCAACAAGUUCACCCUCGUGAUUCCACAAGGCUGGCAGGUCGGUGCAGGUGAACGCAGCGGCUUCAAGAACGUGACGGCGUUCUUCCCCGAGCAAAACCCCAACUCCAGCGUCAGCGUCGUGAUCACCGGGAUCGGGCCGGACUUCACCAGCCUCAAGUCCUUCGGUAGCGUCGACGAGUUCGCCGAGAACUUGGUGACCGGCCUGGACAGGAGCUGGCAGAGGCCGGCGGGGCUCGCCGCGAAGCUCAUCGACUCCAAGGCAUCAAACGGCCUGUACUACAUCGAGUACACGCUGCAGAACCCCGGCGAGAAGCGCCGCCACAUCGUCUCCGCCAUCGGGAUGGCCUUCAACGGCUGGUACAACCGGCUGUACACGGUGACAGGGCAGUACAUCGACGACGAAGAGGAGUCAGCCAUAUACAAGCCUGAGAUAGAGAAGUCUGUCAAGUCGUUCAAGUUCACAUGAAAUGCCUCCAAAAAGGAAGUUCAGGUGAGAACAAGUAUAGAGUGACAGAGAAGAGAGAGUAUACAGAGCUAGUAGCUCCUGAUGUUAAGUUCAAUUAGUGAGUAUGUAUAUGUAUGUCGAAUUUUACGAGAAAGAAAAGAUGAACACCAAAUGUUCGAAGACUUCUGUGGCGGAGCUUGGCUGAGGACAGCAUUGGCAGCAUGAGUGUGAGAUAGAGCAUGAGAGUGUCGUUGGUUCAAACAAAAUUGCUAGAACUCGGUUAUGUAAACUUCCUAGCACCUAUUUUUGGGCCCACAUGUCAGAUUUGUUUUUUCAUCAUC